CGACUAUUCAGCUCAAAUUGGAGUGAAAUGGUCUCCCAGAGGACAAAAUUGAACCUUAUCCUACUCAUCACUCUGUUCAUUGUCAAUAUUGAAGAUGGUGAAUCAGGAGAAUAUAUGUUUGACUUCACACUUGAUGACACAGGGACAAUAACUGUCGAUUUUUAUGGGGCCCAGUUCUCUUUAUAUAAUAAUUACACAGUUUCAGUUAGUUCUACUGGCUGUAAUUGGAUAGUUGACUUGGGCAAACCAACCAAUGAAGAGAUAAAAAAUAUGGGAGGAACUCGCCUAUGUUCCUUAGACUGUAAAAGCUGGCAUGUGUAUCCAUACGCAAGAGUUAGGCCCGACAGAAUACUUUUUAAUAAGGAGCGGUAAGGUAUGGUCGUGCGAAACGUCAUUGGAUCUACAAAGAAAAUUUCAAAAUAAUACUCCUUACUCAAUGCAUAACUAAAACAGAUCUUCAACUAUAUUCAUUCAAAUGCUCUGCCUAAAUGUUUGCAAAAACGUACACGCUUCAUUUUGUGAAUUCUCAGUGUUCCUUUUUCUCUUUCUGUAUAUUGGAACUUUUUGAAUAAAUGCAUAUUCAAAA
Molecule: messenger RNA, 586 nt
Organism: Trichobilharzia regenti
Lineage: Eukaryota; Metazoa; Platyhelminthes; Trematoda; Strigeidida; Schistosomatidae
Source: the annotation of a GenBank genome assembly